CAAAAUACAGGAUCAGAACAUUUUCUUAUGUCCACCGGUAACUCUGGCUGUGGAGACAUGUCCGUCCCAAACCCAGUAACAGUUAGUUCUCUUAAUAGAGCAAACGAGAGAGUUCUACAUAUGUAUGCCGACAUAACUCCUCUCCCAACCACUGAACCUCCAACCAACCCCACAACUAUGGGCACAAUACCACCCUCCUCGACAGAUCCUCCCUUAGCUACAACAGAGACUGACAGUUUAACAGGCACAAUAGAAACUACUCUCUCAAAUGAGGUGCCACAAACAGACUCUCUCACAACUAGUACAGGAAAUGAUUCGAUCACCAUGGCCCCUUUGGCCCCAGCCGAGAAUACCGGAGUUGUAGCGGAUGUGAUGGUGCCAUUGCUAGUAAUAGUAAUCGUCCUGGCAGUGGUGACUUUGGUAGUUUUUGUUUUUCUGGUGAAAAGAGGAAGAUCCCGAAAGGAGAUAGCAAAGGUAAAUGUUGGUAGGAACACUACUGGAAUCAACAAUGAGAUGGUAAGAAGCCCCCACUCCAUCAGUCUAAAGUCCAACGAGGCUUACGGUGUUCACGGCGAAACUCAAGACUCUGCCACAGACUACUAUGAUAAUGUUCUUACGGAAUCGACUGCAGAGGGGCCCCUCUAUGAUAGUGUCACAGAAUCUGGAGAAGGACAAUUAUCAACAACUCCCACUCAACAACCCAAUGAUUUAAACCCUGAUGUGACUUAUGAGGUAGUACCAGGACCUACACAUUACAACGAUUCCUGUCAGCCGAUACCUUUGGAAAAUAAUGAAGCUUACAGUGUACACAAAUCUGGAAAUGAAAGAAGUAUAGAAAUGCCGGGUGAAACAUACUUUCAAGAAGUGGACCUCAAGUCCAACGAGGCGUAUGGUGUGAGAGGGGAGGUGCAAGUUGCUGCCAUUAAUGGGACCACUGAUGCAGUGUGCUAUAGAGUAAUUGACUUGCCUGGUCAUCAAUCUGGAGAAGCAACCAGUGGAACUGAAAUUCUAAUGGACAGUAAUGAGGCAUAUCAUACAUCUGAGAGAGAUAGACAAACUGAAGAAACACUUGAUUAUGAUUACGCUAUCCUGUAA
Molecule: messenger RNA, 1095 nt
Organism: Halichondria panicea
Lineage: Eukaryota; Metazoa; Porifera; Demospongiae; Suberitida; Halichondriidae
Exons: 4
Coding region: 28-1095 (355 amino acids)
Source: RefSeq, a predicted model, not a curated record